Molecule: messenger RNA, 2469 nt
Organism: Phyllotreta striolata
Lineage: Eukaryota; Metazoa; Arthropoda; Insecta; Coleoptera; Chrysomelidae
Source: the annotation of a GenBank genome assembly
UUUCAGUUCAAUUUUCGAUAAGCAAGAUGUGGUGAACUCGUUACAAAAACUCGAGUACCUUUAUUACAUCGUAUAAGUUUUUGUCUAGCGACCGUCAAAAUGGCUAUGCUAUUAACAAUACUAUCAAUCGGUGGCUCAAUUCUAUUAACGCCUUUUCUGAUGCUUUUGGUUUGCAUUAUAUUUCUCGCGUCUAUCGGCAAAUCCAUAGGGGUUAGAAGGCUCUACGUGAAAACCUUACUAAUGAUAUUCGAGUACGGUAGGAAAGAUAUCGAAACGGCGUUGAAGAAUAACAGAAAAUCUGAGAAAAACGAAGACAUAGACGAAGGUUACAGCGAAGAAAUAACACUCGAGAAAAAUAACGAAAAUUAUUCGGUAUCAAACGGAGUCGCCAAUGGUAGAAACAACACUGUAAUAAAUAAAGAUGAUAAUUUAGUAUUCGUGCCGGAGCCCCCGCAAACCAAGACCGAAGAGAAACCUUCCAACGAUGUCAUCGUACAACCAAAGGAGAAGUACAAUGAUUUCGAAUUAUCCACAGUCUACGAGUACGUAAAGGCUGGCGUGGAGGCCAUCAUAGAAGACGACGUGACGUCGCGUUUCGAAGCCGAAGAAUUAAAAAACUGGAAUUUAUUGAUACGCACCAACAGAGGCCACGAAUUCAUAUCGUGGAAAUUAACGUUCAUAUGGAUGUGCGGCUUUUGCGUGCGAUAUUUCUUCCUGUUUCCCCUUCGCGUCAUCAUCUGCUGCUUCGGGGUAGGUUUCUUGAUCGUAUCGACGUUCAGUUUGUCGCUGUUGCCGAAGGGUAGCGCGAAACGGUGGCUGAACGAGAUGGGCUACAAGAUCGGUUUUCGCGUGAUCGGCCAGGGGAUUUCGGCCGAGAUAACCAUGCACAACGUGCAGUGGCGUCCGACGAGGAGUUCGGUGUGCGUGGCCAAUCACACGUCACCCAUCGACGUGAUGGUUCUGUCGACUGACAAUUGUUAUUCGUUGAUCGGCCAACGGCACGGCGGCUUCUUGGGGAUAUUUCAACGCGCCCUCGCCAGGGCUUCGCCUCACAUUUGGUUCGAAAGAUCCGAGACUAGAGACAGGCACGCCGUCACCAACAGAUUAAAGGAGCACGUCAGCAAUCCGAAGAACCCCCCGAUUUUGAUAUUCCCCGAAGGUACUUGCAUCAACAACACGUCGGUUAUGCAGUUCAAAAAAGGUAGCUUCGAAGUGGGAAGCGUCAUUUACCCGGUUGCCAUUAAAUACGAUCCGAGAUUCGGAGAUGCGUUUUGGAACAGCAGCAGGUAUUCGAUGCUGCAGUACCUCUACAUGAUGAUGACCAGCUGGGCCAUAGUGUGCGACGUUUGGUAUUUGCCUCCGAUGUACCAGAACGAAGGGGAGACUGCCAUCGAUUUCGCCAAUAGAGUGAAGAGCGUGAUCGCGAAACAGGGAGGUUUGGUGGAUUUAAUGUGGGACGGGCAAUUGAAGAGGGUAAAAGCGAAGAAAGAGUGGAAGGAGAGGCAGCAAGAGGAGUUUUCCAAGAGAUUAAUCAAGGCCGAAUGAGCGAGCGUUUUGUAACGGGUUGUGUUGUAUGUUUAAUAUCAAUUUCGCGAUUUGGAACGAUCGAAGUGCGUGCGUACCAUUAACAAUUUUAUUAAUUCUUUUAGAGCCAUUCUAGUCCGCAAUUUUAGAGGAAAACGUGAUAUUAAGAUAUUAAUGAUUAUAAUGCGUCAGGAGUCCUAGUAAUUUAUGUAAUAGUAUUUCAAAGAAUUCUAGAUUUCUACUGCAUUUAGAAAUCCAAUUUGAUUCAGUCUCUCGACAAUUCGUACUGUGGAAGCUUUAUAUUAUUUCCGAGGCACAUUGUGCAUUGUGUACGCAAGUUUUUUUAUUUAAUUGGGUUAGUAUAAAUGGUAUAUUGUGAUGAGAAAGUCUGUACCUCUUCCUGCAACUAAUAAUUAUUUUGCAUCGAUUCAAAAAUGUUUUAAAUUAAUUUCAUUCAUUAGUAAACAGAAGCAUUUAUUUUGUAUGAAGCGAGGCACAAUGAGAGCCUUUUUGUGUAACGUAAAGGGGUAAUUUUUCUUAUAUUUUAUCGCCUAGGUGUAGUAUUUAUUAUGUAUAUAAAAUCGUUCUUUCUAAUUUUAUAACUGUAAAAUAAAGUACGUUCACAAUUCCUAUUUUACUAUUUAACAAACAUGUACAGAUUGAAUUUGCAGAUAGCAAGUUCCCUUAAUUUCUGUUUUUUCUGAUUCUACUAACUUCGGAUUUGGAUAACAUUUCACAGUAAAAAAUUAUAUUAUGCUUAAAUAAUGCCACUAUUUAAAAGAUAAAUAUCGUUAUGUACAAGUUCGCAGUCUUUACUUUUUGGAUUCGAGUUGCAUGAUCAUCGCGCUAAUUUUCUCGGUCAAUUGCACGUUGGAAAAUUGAUUACCGCAUUUCCCUUGAACGUACAGCAAACUUUGCACGUCCCUUUGAUGAUAAGCAAUGUCG